Messenger RNA from Talpa occidentalis (Iberian mole), 2885 nucleotides. It is a transcript of the gene ARHGAP36, whose product is annotated as Rho GTPase activating protein 36. Bases 145 to 1794 code for a protein of 549 amino acids. The transcript is spliced from 11 exons. Gene Ontology annotation, biological process: signal transduction. The record is from RefSeq and is a predicted model, not a curated record. Lineage: Eukaryota; Metazoa; Chordata; Mammalia; Eulipotyphla; Talpidae.
CAACCAGAGGCAGCUCUGCUGGAGGGUGAAGCCGCCUCCCAGUUUUCCCUCCCCCUUAUCACCCUCCCCCACCCCCCCCCAGUUCCCUCCACCGGGUCCAGUGACAAUUGGAUGAUGCAGUCUUGAUAAUCAUCCGAUUCCAGAAUGGGUGGCUGCAUUCCUUUUCUGAGGGCAGCCAGGACAUUGUGCCCCAGAAUCAUGCCCCCUUUGCUGUUGUUGUCCGCCUUCAUUUUUUUAGUGAACGUCCUGGGAGGAGCACCAGGACACAACCCGGACCGCAGGACGAACAUGAUAUCAAUACACAGUCUCUCCGAGCUGGAGCGUCUGAAGCUACAAGAAACUGCUUACCAAGAACUCGUGGCCAGACGUUUCCUCUCUGAAUUCAAACCUGAGAGAGCUCUACCUAUUGACCGUCCAAACACCUUGGAGAAGUGGUUUCUGAUUCUGAGAGGACAAGAGAGGGCCGUAUCACUGAAGACGUUUGGCAUUCGUCUGGAAGAGGUGCUGGUGAAUGAGCUUACCCGCCGCAAGCAUCUGGAACUAACAGCCGCGAUGCAGAUUGAAGAAGCCACCGGUCCGGCUACGGGACGUCGUCGUCGUCGGGGAAACGUGGUUCAACGGAUGUUUGGCCGCAUCAGGCGCUUUUUCAGCCGCAGACGGGCUGAGCCCACUCUGCCCCGGGAGUUCACUCGCCGUGGUCGUCGAGGUGCAGUAUCUGUGGAUAGCCUGGCUGAACUGGAGGAUGGGGCCCUGCUGCUGCAGACCCUGCAACUUUCCAAGAUUUCCUUUCCAAUUGGCCAGCGACUUCUGGGGUCCAAAAGGAAGAUGAGCCUCAACCCGAUUGCUAAACAAAUCCCCCAGGUUGUUGAAGCUUGCUGCAGUUUCAUUGAGAAACAUGGAUUAAGCACGGUGGGGAUUUUCACUUUAGAAUACUCUGAGGAGAGAGUCCGUAAGCUGCGUGAAGAAUUUGAUCAAGGUCUGGAUGUAGUGCUGGAUGACAAUCAGAAUGUGCAUGAUGUGGCCGCACUCCUUAAGGAGUUUUUCCGUGACAUGAAGGACUCUCUGCUGCCAGAUGAUCUCUACAUGUCUUUCCUCCUGACAGCAACUCUGAAGCCGCAGGAUCAACUUUCUGCCCUGCAACUGCUGGUUUACCUGAUGCCACCCUGUCACAGUGACACCCUGGAGCGUCUGCUGAAGGCCCUGCAUAAGAUCACUGAGAACUGCGAGGACUCCAUUGGCAUUGAUGGACAGCUGGUCUUUGGCAACCGGAUGACUUCUACCAAUUUGGCCUUGGUGUUUGGAUCUGCUCUUCUGAAGAAGGGGAGAUUUGGCAAGAGGGAAUCCAGGAAGACAAGGCUGGGGAUUGACCACUAUGUUGCUUCUGUCAAUGUGGUCCGCGCCAUGAUUGAUAACUGGGAUGUCCUCUUCCAGGUACCUCCCCAUAUUCAGAAGCAGGUUGCUAAAAGGGUGUGGAAGUCCAGUCCCGAGGCCCUUGAUUUUAUCAGACGCAGGAAUCUGAGGAAGAUCCAGAGUGCACGGAUUAAGAUGGAGGAGGAUGCUUUACUUUCUGAUCCAGUGGAAAACUCUGCUGAAAUCCGGGCUGCUGUCCUUGCUCAAAGCACGCCCUUUGAUGAAGGUUCCUCUGAGGAGCCAGCUGUGCCUCCCGGCACUGCCCGUUCCCAUGACGAUGAGGAAGGAGCGGGUAACCCCCCCAUUCCGGAGCAAGACCGCCCAUUGCUCCGUGUGCCCCGGGAGAAGGAGGCCAAAACUGGCAUCGGCUACUUCUUUCCUUAGAUGUUCUCCUUCUAUACAGUGCCGGACAGGGGAAAAGGGUGGGGGUAGACCUGGGAUGUCACAGGAAACAUUCAGGAGAGUCUUGAGGGUGCUGAGGGUAGAAGGAGUUCCACCUGAUGCUCGGGUCAGGCUGAGAAUUCCAAACACACUGCCAGCCCCUUCGUGGGGGAAGCUCGGUCCUUCCAGCUGGUUAAAGCAGAGAUGUUUCUGUGUCAUGCCCAGGCUCCCUGGUGCUACCUUGCCUUUCUCUUUUACCCCUGAUCCUGGCUUUCCCUCAGUACAGCCCUCCCUUUAAUUGAUGUGACAUUUGUGGUAAACACCUGUCCCAGAGAAGCUCACAAAUCUCGAGGUGCUUUCCCUCCCCCAAAGGGGAUUGCAUGUUUUUCCUGACUUUCCUACCCUCCUCCCGAGAGCUCAAUUGGCAAGGCCCUCAAGAGGCAUGCUAGGACGUUAGGUCAGCCCCCUGACAGCUGACAAACAAUUAAUGCUAAACCAUGUCACACCAACUCAUAGCCGUGUCCCCGCAGCAACUCCACGUCCUCAGGAUCUUUCUUUUUCCAAAUUAUUUAGACCAACGGCUCGUCAAACAGCCACUCCCAAAUUUCUGUGCAGUUUUGCUCAGGUUACGCCAACAGGGAAACCUCUAGUGUAAGCCUAACUAGUUUUCUUGGGUCAAAAGUUAGAGGACAAAUUUGGUUUUAUUACCUAGAUCUGUUUUACAGACAGCUGGCGUUCACACCCUGUUGUCAGCAAAACAUCUAGUUAGGUAAGGACACAUAGUUCCAAGUAGUUAAAGUCACCUGAUUAUAAAUGCUCUUCUCUAUCGUCUCUGUAGCUCCUCUAUGCAGGACGGUACCAAUUUGCGGGACAUGCUCUGGUAACACACAGAUAUGGGUUAUGUAUGACAUCCAAAAUUCUAGCUGAUAUUGAUGGGUAACAACUGCUAAGGUCCAUAGAAUGAAGAAUGUAUUGUAUUGAGGGAUAGAAAUUGAUCACACAAUGGGUAACAACCGCAGAGCUCGAAGAUUUGUGAUUGUUCAAACUUCUCUGGCAUUUAAUCAUUAAUAAACAUCUGUAUUGUGACAGCAGCA